GAGACAGGGUUUCUCUGUGUAGUUUUGGUGCCUGUCCUGGAUCUCGCUCUAUAGACCAGGCUGGCCUCGAACUCACAGAGAUCCAUCCGCCUGGCUCUGCCUGCUGAGUGCUGGGAUUAAAGGCAUGCGCCACUGCCAUCUGGCUUGAGACCCUGUCUUAAAGAAAGGAAAAGAAACGGCCCUUCAUCUAUCUUGGCUGAACAGCCUCCCCUGCUCCAGGAUUAAAGGGCUGCACAACCACACCUGGUUCUAAAAUGUUUUUAUUUUUAUUACUUUUAAUUGUGUGUCUGUGUGUGGGAAAUGUGCACCCUAUUGCAGAUACCCACCGAGUCCAGACACCCCUGGAGCUGUGAAGUGGGUGCUGGAGAUUGAACCUGGGUCCUCUGGAAGUGCUCUUAACUGCUGAGCUAUCUCUCUAGGCCCCUAGGGCUCUCUGGUUUUUCCUGGCACCUCAGCCUAGCAUCCCUUCCUUGUAGGGCUCACAGCAGAGUCCUUUGAGUUCAUCAGAGUAUCAUCUAGGCUGCUGCUUCCUGAUGCACCCUCAAAGCAGCCAGCCGGUCCUCCCCUCCUCCCUGUCCCGCCACGCCCCUUCCUUCCUAGCACCCAGAGCUAGUCACAGUGGUCUUGUCAAGCUGUGGUAUCAUGCUGUCCUUCAGGGCCACAGUCACAGUCAGUUAAUCUGGUGGGUUUCCUAAUGUGGCCAAGGACAGAGACCAGACUUGGGUUAGGAGAGAGAAAAAGUGAGACCUGAGUGUGGUGUCACGAGCAGGCAUGGGUUCCACCUGCAAGCCCUGAGCUCUACAGAAGUUCUCCUAACUCUGCCUAUUAGGAUUCUUGGGUCUGCUUUGGUCUACAGAGUCUUCUGUGGGGGUUGGGACCAGGAUGGAGGCUUCCCUGCAUACAAGGCCUUGGCUCCCACCACCCAUCUGUUCUUGUUUACAGAUGGGGGAGGUAGGACAAGAUGUUGGGACUGUGUUCUCCAAGCUCAAAUGCAGAUGUUCUGGACUCUGUGCUGCUCAUUCUGAGUGUCAGCUUAUCCCUGGGUGCUUGCCCCGAGAAGGACUGAACAUACCCUAUAACUGACCCCUCUAACUUGGUGCAGUUCUGUCCCUAGGAGGUAUGGGCUUGCAAGUGCCACGAAUUCUAUUUUCUUUUCCGAGGUGGUCUCAGCUUGGAGGGGUAAGCCUAGCUUGGAGAAUAGCUCAGACUCAACAAGGGGCCCCCGAGAGUCCUUUUCCUUUGUUCUGGAAACCAAACCAAGAGGGGUUCUCAGCCCAUGCUGCUGUCUGGUACUGCCCUCCACGAGGCUGGACUUCCCUAAAGCAUGGCUUGUACCUGCUCUGCUUCUUUCUGCCAUGACUUUUCCUGCUCCUCUGUCUACCAAAGGGCCCUCCUAGCUUGGCUGCCUACGGAAGGCGGAAGAGAACCCCGCCAGGGAGGUAGGUGAUCAGGAGCCUGAGGAAGGCCUCCAGCCUAAGAAAUUCUCUACUAAGUUGAACACGGCAAAGCCAUAAGGGUGGGGUAUGUGUGUGUGUGGGUUCUCCUGGCAACAAGUGUGUGCCUGCGACACACUAAUGUAGGCAAUGCAUGUGUGCUGAGACAGGAACCUGGGCAGAGAACAGUCGUCUGCUGUAGACACACACAUUAAUGUAUGCACUGACCUCUUCAGAUGGACGACCAAUACACACACUCCUAGGCUGAUUUUGACAUUAGAUUAGGUUCCUUUCUGAGACAGGCUUGAGCUUGUCUUAUUGUGUUAAGAGGCUGAGGCAGGAGGAUUGCAGCUUGGGCCACAUAGCUGCUAAACCCUAUCUUAAAGAUCAGAAGUGGGCGUGGAAGAGUUUUGUUUCUGCCUGCACAGGAAAGGGCUGGUGGAGACACCGAAAGCCCCUGAUGUCAAAGAAUAUUUCCAUAGAGAACACCCCAGGCUUGACUUCUACCCCACCCAGCUUGGCCCCAGGUUCCAGCUAGUUAUGGACUUGUCAUCUGAGCCCAGGCAGAGCCGAUGGUUUUGUAGGCUAUUUUUAAGUCCAGCUCCUUGGACUACACCCCACCCCCAGUUCUACUACUGGUCACCUGCCCCUGCCUGCACCUCCUGGAAUGCUGAUUGGCAGUUAGGGCUGGGGUGGGGGCUGGGAAAACUGUUAUAAAGCUGAAGGGGCUAAGCAAGCUGCUGUCACCUGGAACGCCUCUGUCUCCUGCCAUCAUGAACACCCACCGUGUAGUAAUGGUUCGCCAUGGUGAGAGCUUAUGGAACCAAGAGAACCGUUUCUGUGGCUGGUUUGAUGCAGAACUAAGUGAGAAGGGGGCUGAGGAGGCCAAGCAGGGGGCCAAUGCCAUCAAAGAUGCCAAAAUGGAGUUUGACAUCUGCUACACAUCGGUGCUCAAGCGGGCUAUCCGUACCCUUUGGACCAUCCUGGAUGUUACGGACCAAAUGUGGCUGCCUGUGGUGCGUACCUGGCACCUCAAUGAGCGGCAUUAUGGGGGCCUCACAGGCCUCAAUAAGGCGGAGACAGCUGCAAAGCACGGGGAGGAGCAGGUGAAGAUCUGGAGGCGUUCCUUUGACACCCCGCCACCCCCCAUGGACGAGAAACACCCCUACCACAAUACCAUCAGCAAGGACCGGCGUUAUGCGGAUUUGAAGCCUGGGGAGCUGCCUACCUGUGAGAGCCUCAAGGACACCAUUGCCCGGGCCCUGCCCUUCUGGAACGAGGAGAUAGUGCCCAAGAUUAAGGCUGGCAAAAGAGUGCUUAUUGCCGCUCAUGGAAACAGCCUUCGAGGCAUUGUGAAGCAUCUAGAAGGGAUGUCAGAUCAGGCUAUCAUGGAACUGAACCUGCCCACGGGAAUCCCCAUCGUGUAUGAGCUGGACCAGGCGUUGAAGCCUACCAAGCCCAUGAGGUUCCUGGGAGACGAAGAGACAGUUCGCAAGGCCAUGGAAGCUGUUGCCGCCCAGGGCAAGGCAAAGUGAGGGUGGACGUGGGCAAUAAAGUUACUUCUGCAGUGCCAAGCUUAGCACGGCCAGGCCUGGUCUGCACAGCUCGACUCUUAAGUCACGAGGACUCCCAGGUCCAGGGUUGCAGCUACACCUAAGCCAACAUCAGUGCAGGCAGAAGUCCAGGAUCCAUCUCUGGCUAUUUGGGGCUAAAUCAGGACUCUGCAUACCCUCUGUAGUGUGACCAAUCCCCUGUAGUGACCCUGCGGCUCCAGAAUCACUUGGUUGUAUUAGGGAGAAAAGCAAUGUGAUCUGGUCUUCUCCAUGAGAAACAGGAAGUGUGACUCUUCACCAGCUUCCUUCAGGGUGGCUUUCUGCUAUCCCUGUGACCUCGUAAAUGGCAUGCUAAGUGUACCUCCCAGCCAGGACAAGCCUACUAGACUAGGCCUCCAGACCAAACUCAUGGGCCUCCAUGGCCUACUGUGGUCACCACAAAGCCUAAGGAUAGGCAGGAGAUGGGGAGGAAGUAGGUUGGACCACAGCCUGGUGCUUCCCCUGGGCACCUUCACGCCAGGCUGCUAGUGGCUAAGUCUGGGAGUCAAGUACGUCCACCCAGCAUCUCCAGGCAGAUGAGUGCUGGACCAACUGUGCAGCAGUGGCCUCUUCUAGAACUGAAAUGCAGGAAGGCUCCGACAUCAGUUACAUCUUAUUUAUAUACCCCGCCCCUCUUUUUGAGACUGAGACUCUAUGUAGCUCUGGCUGUCCAGGAACUAUAAAGACUAGGCUGGCUUUGAACUCACAGAGAUGCACCUGCCUCUGCCUCAUAUACCACCAUGCCUGGCUCAUUACAGGAGGCUAAACAGCCAGAGUCUGUCUGAGGGUACAUAAUGUGUAAACACACAUCUGCACGC
This is a messenger RNA of Peromyscus californicus insignis, 3843 nucleotides long. It is a transcript of the gene Pgam2, whose product is annotated as phosphoglycerate mutase 2. NCBI's taxonomy places the organism in Eukaryota, Metazoa, Chordata, Mammalia, Rodentia, Cricetidae. Gene Ontology annotation, molecular function: intramolecular phosphotransferase activity. The coding region runs from base 2207 to 2968 and encodes 253 amino acids. The record is from RefSeq and is a predicted model, not a curated record. The transcript is spliced from 3 exons. Gene Ontology annotation, biological process: glycolytic process.